CACCGCACUGGAUCACAGCGCCAACAUAACUGAACCUUUCCCAGCCUUUUCUGCAACUUUUCUCAUUCUUUUACCACGGAUCACUCUAUUCGAUUAAGCGAAGCACGUGACGAGCCUAAUUUACGCUUUACACCCCUACACUUCCCACAAUUUGUUCCUGGAGACGACGCCGUUCCAUCACACCCUCAGCGGUCAGAGCAUGGCGGCGGAACCGGUGAGUGACGGCGGAGCCGCGGCGGAGAAAUUGAUCAGCGGGAGAGAAGAAUUUGGUGAUUCGUCCAACUUGUUCAGCGCGAUUCUAGCAAUGGUGCUGUGGCUGGGAGCUAUUCAUUUCAACAUCGCCCUGAUCCUCCUCGCCGUGUUCUUCCUUCCUCUCUCCAAAUCGCUCUUGGUUUUCGGUUUUCUCUUUGGGUUUAUGGUGCUUCCUAUCAACGAGAAGAGCAGAUUUGGCCGAAGAUUGUCGAGGUUCAUAUGCAAGCACGCUUGCAAUUACUUUCCGAUCACGCUUCACGUAGAGGAUAUGAAAGCCUUUGAUCCUAACCGUGCUUAUGUUUUUGGGUAUGAACCACAUUCAGUUUUGCCAAUUGGCAUUGUUGCAUUGGCUGACCACACAGGUUUCAUGCCUCUUCCAAAAGUUAAAGUUCUUGCUAGCAGCACGGUGUUCUACACACCAUUUUUGAGACACUUAUGGACAUGGUUGGGUCUUACACCAGCAACAAAGAAAAAUUUUAUCUCCCUGUUAGCAUCUGGCCAUAGUUGCAUUUUAAUACCUGGUGGAGUGCAAGAAGCAUUUCACAUGCAGCAUGGCACUGAGAUUGCUUUCCUUAAGGCAAGAAGAGGAUUUGUCCGCGUAGCAAUGGUGAAAGGCAAACCUUUGGUUCCAGUCUUCUGCUUUGGUCAGUCAAAUGUCUAUAAGUGGUGGAAACCAGGUGGGAAGUUAUUUCUGAAAUUUGCAAGGGCUAUCAAGUUCACCCCAAUAUGUUUUUGGGGAAUUUUUGGGUCUCCAUUACCGUUCAGACAUCCAAUGCAUGUGGUUGUGGGUAGACCAAUUGAGGUUGACAAAAACCGAGAACCAACCACCGAGGAGGUUGCCAAGAUACAUGGUCUGUUUGUGGAAGCACUUCAAGAUCUCUUUGAAAGGCACAAAGCUCGGGCUGGCUAUCCAAACCUUGAGUUAAGAAUAGUUUGACAAGGCCUUAAUAUUGUACCAUAUUUUCAUUGGUUUAUUUUAUUUAUUUAUUUUAUUCCUUUUGGGGAUGGAGUUGGUGAAUGAAAAUGACCAACUAUCAUCUUGGGAAUGAAAUAGAAUAAUAAUGAGAAAUAGGGCAGUAGCUACCUUUCGUUAGGGUAUCUAUUUCAGUUCAUGGACACAUUUAUAUGCCUAGCCUUUAUAUGCUGGAUGUUGUCAAAGUAUUUCAGUCUGGGAACCUUUGCCACGGCUAGCAGAAUAAUAAGAAAUGAUAAUACAAAGUAGUGGUGAUCAAGGUAUAUAUUACCGAAGCAACUCCCUGAUUCAAGGGAAAAAACAAAGGUUUGAUUGGGUUGAAUUUGUAUAUAUCUGAUUGAGUCGGCUCGUGAACUAGGUUUAACAAUCUUGUAUCUGACCUGAUUCAAUCUAAUUACAGAAAGAAUAUGUAGGAUUCACUAUAUAUAUA
Molecule: messenger RNA, 1655 nt
Organism: Glycine soja
Lineage: Eukaryota; Viridiplantae; Streptophyta; Magnoliopsida; Fabales; Fabaceae
Product: diacylglycerol O-acyltransferase 2D
Exons: 9
Coding region: 200-1189 (329 amino acids)
Biological process (GO): triglyceride biosynthetic process
Cellular component (GO): endoplasmic reticulum membrane
Molecular function (GO): diacylglycerol O-acyltransferase activity
Source: RefSeq, a predicted model, not a curated record